GGCGCGCGGGGCGGCUCGCGGUACGUGACAACCCCGGGGCGGGAAGGGAAGAGGGGCCGCUCGGGUUUCCUCACAGGGAGGGGGGAAUGGCCGCCUCCUCACACCGCCGCUCACCCCCGGCUGUCGGUGCCGCCUGCGCGGGGGUCACGGCCUUUCCCCCCCGCUCCCGUUGAGUUAUGAGGUACUUUGGCGCGUGAGCAGAAAUAACGCGUGUGUUUCUCUAUAUAUAACGUGUGUAUACAUAGAUACGCGUGUAUAUAUAGCUGUGUGUGUGUGUAUGGAUACGUGUCUAUAUAUACACGCGCAGAUGUACGUACAGCAGCCGGGCUGUGUGGGGCCUGGGGCCGAGGCCCCGGGCCCUGUGUCCUGAUGCCCCCACACAGGGAAAGCAGGUGCGUCAGCUAAAACGCGUCUGGUUUUCCCCUGUUGUGAUGUUUCCUGGCUCUUCCGUUACUGAAGAAGCCGGAGGAUUGUUUUGUUCUGCAUGUUGGCUCUGUGGAUGCAGCGUCCAGAAGAGGUGAAGGGUUUGGAGGGUUGAGCGGCUGAAGUCACUGGGUUUGUUCAGCCUGGAGGACGCUGAGGUGACACCUCAUGGCGGUUACAGCUUCAUCACAACGGGAGCAGGAGGGGAAAGUGCUGAACUCUGCUCUUUAGUGACCAACAACAGAACCCAGGGAAUGGCAGAAGAUGUGCCAGGGGAGGUUUAGGUUGGACAUUAGGAAAAGGUUCUUCCCCCAGAGGUGCUGGACACUGAACAGGCUCCCCAGGGAGGUGUCACAGCCCCAGCCUGACAGUGUUCAUGAAGAGACUGGACAACGCCCUCAGACACGCGGUGUGACCUGUGGGGUUGUCAGUGCAGGGACAGGAGUUGGACUCGAUGGUCCUUGUAGGUCCUUCCCAACUUGGGACAUCCUGUGAUUCUCCAGUGAAGCAGUUAUCCUUGGAAGACUGUGGCUGUUGAGCGCAGCAGCACUACUGCUGUGAAGAAAAUACUACUUGUCAUUGAAAAGAAAAGGGUAUAAUUAAUUGGUGAGAGAAGAGCUUGUUUUUGAAUAUUUAUCGCGUGUUAAGAAACAAGUCACUAAACCCAGCCCAAAGCUAAUGUCGUCAGAAACGCCAACGGAAAGUCCAGAGGUAUCAGCGGAAAAUACCAUGUCCCCUGAAAUUCCGGAUGUAGAAGAGAAGGUGAAGUCAAGUGACAACCCAGUAGAAGGACGGGAGGCCGGCUCAGACAAGGAAGAAUGCCUGGAGCCCAUGUCUAAGAGACAAAGGAAGAAGCUGUUGAAGCAGAAACAGUGGGAAGAACAGAAAGAUCUACGCAGGCAGAAACGAAAAGAAAAACGCCAGAAGAGAAAAUUAGAACGUCAGUCAAAAUUGGACUCUGGUAAUGAAGGGAAUGACAGAAAGCGUAUGCGAAGGGAAGUUGUUCCUAGCACACUUCGCCUCAUCGUGGACUGCAGCUUUGAUGACCUGAUGGUGCUAAAGGAUGUUAAGAAGCUCCACAAGCAAAUUCAGAGAUGUUAUGCAGAAAACCGCAAAGCAUUUCAUCCUGUGCAGUUUUACUUGACCAGCCAUGGAGGACAGUUGAAAAGAAACAUGAAUGAAAAUGACAAAGGAUGGGUGAACUGGAAGGAUAUCCAAAUUAGAACAGAGCACUACAGUGAGCUAAUAAAGAAAGAAGACCUAGUCUAUCUUACCUCAGAUUCCCCGGACGUUCUCAGUGAGCUUGAUGAGAAGAAAGCCUAUGUGAUUGGAGGACUGGUGGAUCACAAUCACCACAAGGGAAUUACUUAUAAAAAAGCUGUAGAGCAGGGAAUUGGUCACGCACAGCUCCCGCUUGGAAACUUCGUCAAGAUGAACAGUCGCAAAGUAUUAGCUGUCAAUCAUGUGUUUGAGAUCAUCCUUGCAUACCUGGAGAAGAGAGACUGGAAGGAGGCCUUUUUCAGUGUCUUGCCACAGCGGAAAGGGGCUGUUCCUUUGGGAGAAGCCAAUGACCCGUCCAAACAUGCUCUGUCUGGAAAAGAAGAUCAAGACAAUGACUCGGACAGCAGCGAGGCUUCAGAAUAAGAAGAUGGGAAAGAAGAGACACACGGUUCAUGGGAUGAAACUGGGAUGUGCAGUAGUUACACUUCAAAGACCAUCUGCUGCCCUUGUGAUACUCAAUUGUCUCAGUGCUCAUAGUUCCACAGUUGGCCCAGAGCUGUUUGUGGACACAAAGGGUAAAGAUAAAUGCAGGUUUUUACCCUGAAACUUCCAUUUUAAUAGCUUUAAACAAACAAACAAACAAAAUUAAUGGUAAAUGCAGAAUUUAUGUUGUUUCCCAAGGAAGCUUUUUUUUUUUUUUUAAUAUAUACCAAGUUGGGUGUAUUACCCAAGAGCAUUGGUAGUUACUAUUUUAAUGUAUGCAUUCUCCAUUUCUGCUCUAAGGUUUCUUAAAAGCAGUUAAUGACAAGCGUUCCUGUUACCUCAAAACCUGCUGCUGCUAGUGUCUGUUGCAAAGUGUCCAUGACACUCAAAAAAUAAAGAAAAAAGUCUUUUUUCUGAGCAUCUCAGCAGAUGGUCACAAGCAACUGAACGGCCUUUAUCAGCUGAGCCACACUGAUUUCUGUACCGUGUUUAGUCAGCCAGGGUCAGUAGAUGAAAUACGACUGUGGAGUUAAGCCAAUGCUUACUUCGGCUUGAGUAGGAUGGAAGUCUGCACAAGUGCCUUGGCUGGCACGUGGUGCACGUUGAGUUGAGGUGACACAAUCCAUUGUGAUUACUCCUUGAUCCUCUUAGCGAAAUUUAUCGCACAGCCUCAGAACAAUACCGGGAGACAGGAACUCUUUCUGACAAGUCACUUGCUCAGUUUCUGUAUACCUGUUUUAUCAUAUGAUCCUCCAUGUAUUGUCUGUCAAAUAUUUUUUCCUUUUAAAAAAAAAAAGUCAUAGUCUCCAUCUUGGCUGGAUAUUCUGACUCAGCUUGUGUCUAACUGACUAGAGUGCUUUUGCAAUCAGUUUUAGAGCAAGUGCAGCUUUCACAUAGGUUGGCUGAAGAGUGUAAGAACAUGUCAUCAUAGCUGUUGAUCUUUGCUGAACUGGAAUCAGAGGGCUGAUCCUGUAUGAUUUGGCUUGUAUCCAUUUGUAUUCCUCCCUCUGUUGCGACAGCUUUCAAAUGGAAACUAGAAGUGGGAUCCCUGCAGGUCCCUAAGGUCUGUAAAGGGUUGGCAACCAACCGGUUUUGACUCUAUGCACUCACUGCGCUUCUCUCUAUACUUUCCAAGUAACUGUAGAAAGCUGCUUCUGGUAAAAGUAUGGAUUGUGUUUUGUUGCUCAAGUAAUGUGGGGGGUUUUUUAUAAAAGUAUUGCUGGUUUUAUUUCCAUAACAAAAAGUGCAGCAUAAGUAUGCCCACCAUGUAUUACACUGAUUCUUGGAUAGAAAUGUUUAAAGCAGUGAAAUUACAAGGAGUUACAUCUUUACAGCUGAGGUUCUGCGUGUUGAUGCACAUAGCACCUAUUAAACCUGAACUAAGACUCUUCA
Molecule: messenger RNA, 3519 nt
Organism: Columba livia (rock pigeon)
Lineage: Eukaryota; Metazoa; Chordata; Aves; Columbiformes; Columbidae
Gene: TRMT10A
Product: tRNA methyltransferase 10A
Exons: 8
Coding region: 1102-2067 (321 amino acids)
Biological process (GO): tRNA N1-guanine methylation
Cellular component (GO): nucleus; nucleoplasm; cytosol
Molecular function (GO): tRNA binding; methyltransferase activity
Source: RefSeq, a predicted model, not a curated record